AUGUACGCCGCCUUUAUGGACGUUGGCCAGACGUUCGCAGCUAGUCUGUCAGAUGCCGGUGGCAACGACAGUGGACUCCUGGCAACGGGACAUGGUCUGGAGCAGGAGGAGGGCAAGGGAAUGGGAGCCAACGCCAGCGCCGACGGCGUAACGGUGCCCUAUGUGCCAGUGCUGGACCGCCCUGAGACGUACAUUGUCACCGUGCUGUACACGCUCAUUUUCAUUGUGGGAGUUUUGGGUAACGGCACGCUGGUAAUCAUCUUCUUUCGCCACCGCUCCAUGCGCAACAUACCGAACACAUACAUUUUGUCACUGGCCCUAGCUGAUCUCCUGGUGAUUCUGGUGUGCGUGCCCGUAGCCACUAUUGUUUACACGCAGGAGAGCUGGCCCUUCGAGCGAAACAUGUGUCGUAUCAGCGAGUUCUUCAAGGACAUUUCUAUCGGAGUAUCCGUGUUCACACUGACCGCCCUGUCCGGCGAGCGAUACUGCGCUAUAGUGAAUCCCCUACGCAAGCUUCAGACCAAGCCGCUCACCGUCUUCACUGCUGUGAUUAUCUGGAUCUUGGCCAUCUUGCUGGGAAUGCCAUCGGUCCUUUUUUCUGAUAUUAAAUCCUAUCCGGUGCUCACAAACAAGGGCAACCUAACUAUCGAAGUGUGUUCCCCGUUUCGCGACCCGGAGUAUGCGAAGUUCAUGGUGGCUGGCAAGGCGCUUGUCUAUUACCUGCUGCCGCUGUCCAUCAUCGGAGCACUCUAUAUCAUGAUGGCCAAGCGGCUCCACAUUAGUGCUCGCAACAUGCCCGGCGAGCAGCAGAGCAUGCAGAGUCGCACCCAGGCCAGGGCCCGUCGUCAUGUGGCCCGCAUGGUGGUGGCUUUCGUGGUGGUGUUCUUCAUUUGUUUCUUCCCUUACCAUGUGUUCGAGCUAUGGUACCACUUUUAUCCCACGGCGGAGGAGGAUUUCGAUGACUUCUGGAACGUGCUGCGCAUCGUGGGAUUCUGCACUAGCUUCCUAAACUCGUGUGUCAACCCUGUGGCCCUCUACUGUGUGUCCGGGGUGUUCCGGCAGCAUUUCAAUCGCUACCUAUGCUGCAUCUGUGUCAAGCGGCAGCCCCACCUGCGGCAGCACUCCACCGCUACGGGGGUGAUGGACAAUACCAGCGUAAUGUCAAUGCGUCGCUCCACCUACGUGGGAGCUAACGGGUGUGGUGCCGCUGGCAAUCUGCGGGCCUCCCUGCAUAGGAACAGCAAUCACGGAGUCGGUGGUGCUGGAGGGAGAGGGUCCGGUCGUGUGGGCAGUUUUCACCGCCAGGACUCGAUGCCCUUGCAACAUGGAAAUGGCCACGGAACUGGGACGGGUGGGGCAGCCGCCUGCGGAUCCGGCGUGCGGUCUGCAGCCGUGGGCGAAAAGAGGUGAGGCACGCUUAUCGUGGAGCUGCUGGAGGAGGAGGAAGUGGUGGUAUCCUUGC
Drosophila eugracilis is the source of this 1462-nucleotide messenger RNA. RefSeq names its product neuropeptide CCHamide-2 receptor (gene CCHa2-R). Bases 1 to 1410 code for a protein of 469 amino acids. The record is from RefSeq and is a predicted model, not a curated record. Gene Ontology annotation, cellular component: membrane. NCBI's taxonomy places the organism in Eukaryota, Metazoa, Arthropoda, Insecta, Diptera, Drosophilidae. Gene Ontology annotation, molecular function: G protein-coupled peptide receptor activity. Gene Ontology annotation, biological process: G protein-coupled receptor signaling pathway. The transcript is spliced from 6 exons.